CUUGAGUCAGGUUGGGUGUCAGAACACCGCUCGUCGCGUACGGUGAAGCUUACGUGAUUAUUGUGCAAGCAUUGGCGUCGCUCAAAUGGCUUCUGAACGUUUUUCGUCUCAUACGGCGCACGGAAUACUUUCCUGCACGGAAGCUAAUGAUUCCUUGAACAGCGUUGACUGGUCGUUCUAUGCGCUAGAGGAAUUCAAGUCUCCGAGGUCGAUUCUCAACAACAUCAAUUCGCUCGCUAUUUCACCAAUCAGCAAUUCGGGUACGACUGCCAGUCAACUUUCUCAAAAAGGUGACUUCGAUGCGACUUGCUCUACAGCAUCCUUACUGACGCUGCACGACGGAAAACUAGCUCCGCGACAGGCGCGCAAGCAGGCCAAUCCGAUGCGCUUCAAGGUGCGACUGUUCAACGGUUCCGUUUUGGAUCAGCAAGCAAGCGGCGACGGAAUGGAAGGUGUAACGUUUUCUCCGGAAGAAAGCAGUAAUGGAAGUACUUCAAAUAACGACUUGGAUCCUUUUCUACACUUGGGACAAGAAGGGCUGGAUGAUUGCGUUUUCCAGGUUCUAGAUGAUGGUUAUUGCUCUAGUCCGGUUACAUCGCCUUCCAGAACGUCCAACUCGAAUCAAGAGGAAGCCUUAACGGCCAUGCAAUGUAUCAUCGACUACGUCGAUUGCGAGUAUCCCCUACAAUGCGUCAGCAGCGUUCAGUAUCCGAACAACGCUCACACGCCCGAUCACGAAGUACUGAAGUACUGCUUGUCCAGUGAGGGUAUGGAAGAUCUCAAAGAUUCGGAAGGGAAAUCUAAACCAACAGUGUUCACUCGAGCCGACAAUUGGAUUGCAACAUGUCGAGUUUCACCACCAAGGCACCAGCGACCUCCAACUCAUCUCAGUGGGUCCAUUUCUGAUCCGUCUCACUUGAGACUUAACUCGUUUUGCAACAACGCGCCGGACAUUAAGCCAGAUCCCGACGAGCAACACGUAGCUCCAACGUCGAAGACGAAAAACGCAUCAAAAAAUCCGCUUCGAAAAUCGUCCCGGGCACAACGUCUUCACUUUUCUUCCGAUUACGAAUACGAAGACAUACGAACGAGCCGCAGUCCGAAACGAGUGGUCUACUCGCCUUCGUCGCCUGAUGGCAACGACGACAAGGAGAACAUUUACCCGUGUUGCAACGGCCGAAUUAAGAGACCCAGGAACGCCUUUAUACUCUACACAAUAGAGCACAGAGCAUCUGUGGCAAGGUUGUAUCCGAACACGGACAAUCGUGAGAUUAGCAAGCUGCUAGGCGAGCAGUGGAAGAGUCUGUCUGAGAAAGACAAACUGCCAUAUCGACAAGCAGCUAAUAAGGAAAUGGCGGAGUUACGGUAUCGUUAUCCCAACUGGAAGUAUUCUGCAAAUCGGGGUCAGGAUGUGGUGAGUAACGGUGCCAUGACGAGUCGCCAGAAGCGACGUCGAUACAAUAAGAAAGUUCCCGCUAAACCGAUGGGUCUCAAGGAAAUGUACAUGAAGGAACUCGCCAAUACGGUCAAACAAGAAUCGCUGUUUGACGAAAGGAAUUCUCAGUUUAUCCACGGCGGUGAACACUCAUUGUCUGCAUCGGAAGCGUCGAGCACGACCGGAGAACCACUAGAAAUGUAUUCGUGGUUGCAGUGCGAGAAUUGUAAGAAGUGGAGGAGGACAGCGACCGACAGUUAUGAACUAGAAGGCGACGCAAGUUGCUAUCUUCUUGGAAUGGACUGUGAAUGCACAUAUAAUCAUUGUUCCUCUCCAGGGGCAUACAGAUGGCCAAUGUCUGCGAAAGACAGCGAGUGAAUGACGCCAAUAACCUAUAACACGACAUCUCUCUUUUAACUUUGUCCGUUUAAUUAUUUCGUGAUGUGUGAUCGUCGUCUGUUGACGUUCACCGCCCUAUAUGCUGACAGCUACGUUGUCUGCUCUUUCAGCAAUCCGUAUGUGACAGUGCAUGUCGAUUGUUGGCAACCGCCAUCGACUUCUUGAUUCUUUCUAUACAACAAGUCGCAUUUAAAGUAUCA
Messenger RNA from Corticium candelabrum, 2034 nucleotides. RefSeq lists its product as uncharacterized. Gene Ontology annotation, biological process: anatomical structure morphogenesis; cell differentiation; regulation of DNA-templated transcription. NCBI's taxonomy places the organism in Eukaryota, Metazoa, Porifera, Homoscleromorpha, Homosclerophorida, Plakinidae. The transcript is spliced from 16 exons. The coding region runs from base 86 to 1813 and encodes 575 amino acids. The record is from RefSeq and is a predicted model, not a curated record. Gene Ontology annotation, molecular function: RNA polymerase II cis-regulatory region sequence-specific DNA binding; zinc ion binding; DNA-binding transcription factor activity, RNA polymerase II-specific.